AUGAGUACAAAAAUGGGAAAGAAAGAAAUUGUACAAGCUGUAGUACUUGCAGAUGAUUUUUUAACAAAUUUAACACCAGUACAAAAUAUAUUUCCAAGAAUAUUGAUGCCCAUAAUAAAUAUUCCACUUUUAGAUUAUUUAGUGGAAACUCUUAUUAAAUCUAGAGUGCAAGAAUUAUUUCUUUAUUGCAGUAAAUAUGUGGAUUUAAUAAAAAAAUAUAUCAAACAUAAAAAUUGGUCAAAAAUAUCAAUUUCUUUAAUUGUAUCAGAUGUUUGUACUUCUCUUGGAGAUGCUCUUAGAGACAUUGAUACAAAAGGUUCAAUACGUAGUCAUUUUAUACUUAUAAGAGGAGAUGCAUUUAUUAAUGCUAAUCUUACAAAUCUUUUAAUACAUCAUUGUACAAAACUAAAAGAAGAUAAAGGUGCAACAAUGACUAUGGUACUAAGAAAUAUUGGUUCUAUAAAUCAAUCCUUUUUAAAGCAGGAAACAUGUUUAAUAGUUUCUGAUAAAAGCAGUAAAAAAAUUCUACAUUAUAGUAAAUUAAGAAAUGAUGAAAAAAAAGUAAAACUAGAAUUAAAUUGGUUUUUGAAUCAUAAUGAAAUUGAAAUUAACACUUGUUUUUUGGAUACUCAUGUUUAUUUAUGUUCUCCAUCUGUACUUCCAUUAUUUUCUGAUAAUUUUGACUUUCAAACAAUGGAAGAUUUCAUUCGCGGAGUAUUGAUAAAUGAAGAAAUUUUGAACUCCCGAAUUUAUUGGCAACAAUUAAAUCCUAAAGAUUAUAGUUUGCCAAUUGUAUCAUGGAAUGCAUAUCACAUUCUGAACAGAGAUAUUUUGAACAGACAUAGUUUUCCACUUACACCAAAUGCUAUUCCAUUUUUAAAAGAUUUUAUUUAUAUGCCAAGAUGCACAUAUAAACAUAGAAAUGCAACUCUUGCUAAAGGUUGUAUAUUAGAAAAAGAUAGCAUAUUAUGCCAAAAUAGUAUACUUGGAAAUGAUACUUUUGUUACAAGAUCAAUUAUUGGAAAUAAUUGUUUAGUUGGCUCUAAUGUAACAAUUAAGAAUUCUUAUAUUUUAUUAAAUAAUAAAAUUGAAGAUAAUUGUUGUAUUACAAACAGUAUAGUAUUUUCAGAUUGUAUUAUUAAACAAAAUGUGCAAAUAAAUGGAUGUAUAAUAUGUCCUAAAACAAUUAUUGAUACUCAAGUAGAAUAUAUUGAUUCUAUUAUAGAAUCAAAGAAUAAUAAAAUUUCUAUAAAAAAAAUAUCAGAAAUUAAUAAAGAUAAUGAAUUUCAAUUUUUCAAAAAUUAUGAUAUGAUAGAAUGUGAUAAUUAUUCUACAGAUACAUCAAGUAUUGAUGAAGCUUCAGAAUGUAAUUCACCAAUUCCAGAUGAUACAAAUAUGUUCUUAUCUGAAGUUAUUGAUAGUUUACUACGAGGUUUUCAAGAUAAACUUAACUGUGAUAAUUUAAUUUUAGAAAUAAAUUCAUCAAGAUAUGCAUACAAUAUUACCAUGAGCGAAGUAACAUAUAAUGUUAUUAAAGCCAUAUUAAGUUUGCCUUUUCAUUAUCUAUCAGAGAAGAAAGAAACUACGACUAAUCAAAAUUAUCAAAAAAAUUUAAAAAUUAUGGUAACAUAUUUUUAUCCAAUUAUCUCAAAUUAUAUUAAAACAGAAGAUGCGCAAGAUGAUUGUUUAAAUGCAAUAGAGGAGAUAGCAAGUACAACUCAAGAAUUAUUACCAUUUUUACAACAUUUGUUGCAUAUGCUUUAUGAUAAAGAUAUAUUAUCAGAAGAAAAAAUUUUAGAAUGGUAUAAAUCUGAUGAUAAAGACAUUGAUUCUCUUGAAUUUCAAAAAAAUAAAGUGAGAACUGCAAUAAAACCAUUUAUUAAAUGGUUGGAAGAAGCUGAAGAAGAUUCUAGUGAAACUGAAAAUGAUUAAAUAUAUAUUAAAUUUAUAAUAAAAAAUGAAAUCUCUUUAAUUUUUCUAUUAUAAAUUUUUCUUAAAAAUAAUAAUAUUAAAUCAAAUAUAAAAUAUAAAAUAAUAACAUUUCCCAUAUAUAAUAUAAUAUUUUAUUUUUGUGUUAAUUUUUUUUUUGAAUAACAUUUUGAGCAAUAUUAUUGAUCAUAUGUAAAUAAAUUAUUUUGCAGAAUAUUAUGCAUAUCGAAUAUACUGACUCUAUUAAAACAUUUUGAAUUAUAUACUAUAUAAUAAAAAUAGAAAUAUAAAUUAUUCUAUAGGCAAAAUAGUAUCAAUUAAAUUAUGCCAAGCUUGAUGACGAUGAUCCGGAAAUUUGAUUACAUCUAUCCAAUGUCGUAAUCGUGCUCCUUUACUAUUACGACUUAAUUCAAGUCCACCUAAAUAAAAAUAUAAAAGAUAUUACUGUAAUAAACGUAUAUAGAAUAAGGCAUAUAACUAAAAUUAUUUUGAUUAUUUAGUAAGUAAUAAUUUUAAUGAAAAAUAUUUCAAUUAAAAGUUGAAUGAUUUUGAAGAAUAUGUAAUUUAACAUAAAUAAUUUUUUUAUAAUUGAAUGCAAACAAAUAAAGAUUACGUAUGUUUCUUUAAAUUAUAUAUUUAUUAUAUAUUUUUAUUAUAUAUUAUUAUAUAUAUUUUUUAUUAUAUAUUAUUAUAUAUAUUUUUUAUUAUAUUAAUCGAUUCCAUUAGUAAUUUUUUUAUAAAAAAUCGAAAUUUAACUCUUAUAAGAAAAUUAUUUUUUAUUAAAAUUAUUUACAAAAUGAUCAAAGUAGUUACAUGCCAUACUUUGUAUAAAUUUUUUCUUUUCAAUAUAUCUAAGAAUAAAAUUAUUAAAUUAAAAAAAAAA
Messenger RNA from Apis cerana (Asiatic honeybee), 2812 nucleotides. RefSeq names its product eukaryotic translation initiation factor 2B subunit epsilon (gene eIF2Bepsilon). Gene Ontology annotation, cellular component: eukaryotic translation initiation factor 2B complex. Gene Ontology annotation, molecular function: translation initiation factor activity; guanyl-nucleotide exchange factor activity; translation initiation factor binding. NCBI's taxonomy places the organism in Eukaryota, Metazoa, Arthropoda, Insecta, Hymenoptera, Apidae. The record is from RefSeq and is a predicted model, not a curated record.